Drosophila erecta is the source of this 2057-nucleotide messenger RNA. It is a transcript of the gene Gclm, whose product is annotated as glutamate--cysteine ligase regulatory subunit. Gene Ontology annotation, molecular function: glutamate-cysteine ligase catalytic subunit binding; enzyme regulator activity. The record is from RefSeq and is a predicted model, not a curated record. The coding region runs from base 208 to 1065 and encodes 285 amino acids. The transcript has a single exon. Gene Ontology annotation, biological process: glutathione biosynthetic process. Lineage: Eukaryota; Metazoa; Arthropoda; Insecta; Diptera; Drosophilidae. Gene Ontology annotation, cellular component: glutamate-cysteine ligase complex.
CGAUAAGUUAUCGAGGCCAAUCGACUGCCGCCCACCACUAGCUCUCCGCGAACGUUGUUUCUCUCACCACACUUCGGUGCAAAGUGUAUUUAAGUGGCCAGGCGGUCGGUGCUCGAGAACACACGCGUUUCACCCACCUGAGAGGGCUGCAGUUGUCUUGACGGGCGCGGAAGUAACAGAUACCAAAUAAGGAGAACACUUGUCACCAUGAUACCGACCAUAACGAAGAAGUACCAGACAGUGGUGAUUAGCACGGGCAACAUCAUCACCACCGAACUUGGACAGCGCAAAUCGAACGAGGAGCUGUACGACGGCCUGAAGAUAACGCUCCACUCCGACCCGAAUGCGGAGCGCGUGGUGGUGGAGAAGGAGAUCGACCAACUGCACGGCCGUGUGCAGCGGGCCACCCAGGAGCUGACCACCCGCCUGACGGAGAAUGGCCGCAAUGAAAUCAGUAUCGGUGCCAAGAUAUUCCUAAAUCGUCACUCCACAGAGUGCGUGAAUCAGGCGGUGGAGGCGCUGCUCAGCAUACUCAGUGUGACGCACGUGGACAAUGUGGUGUUGGCCUACCACCCGAAUGCGGUUGCCAACGCAACGCCGGUGGCCACAACCAAAUCGCCCUGUUCCGAGGGCUCCACCGUCAGCAGAGCUGCAAAUUGGAGUCAGCGUAACGGAAAGGAAGGAGUAGCAGAGCUAAAGGAACUGUACCAAACACUGGAGCAGUAUGCCCUCAAGCAGCAGAUCACUCAGCUGGGCAUUGCCGAUUUGGAUGCGGCAGCGCUGGAGGAGCUGCACAAGAGCGCCCAGGUGGCGCCCACAAUUGCCCAGGUCAACCUGUCCACGUGCUGCGUGGUGCCAGCAGAGCUGCAGGAGUUCUGCACCGCUCACGACAUCCAGCUGAACACGCACAGCGAUCCCGAGCUCCUGCUGCCCGCGGAGCAGUUCGACGGACUGGCCCCUGGCUACACAAUUGACUGGUCGCUGCGCUAUCAGGUGCAUGUCCGCUGCCGGGGCGUUCUCACCGCCAAGGGAUACAUUGUGGGCGCGUCAAGGUCGAGCGAUUAGUUUUUAGUAACUCCCACAUACAGAUGCUAGGCUAUAGUUUUAAUAUUUGUAAUGUAUGCUGUGUACAGUGGUGUACUUAUUGUUUGUUAUACAAAACCCCAAUUGAGGAUUCGGAGCCGAUCGAUUCACUUUACUGUAAACGAUUUUUAAAUACUUAUUCUGAACAUAAAGCGUUUCAAAAACGACAAUUGGCAAAUUGGCUAUUGUGUGUCACUGGCUUCCAUCUGCUGGGGGUCAGCGAUUCGAGCCCCAACCGGUUUGAAUGCCUCGGUUACAAAUUAAGUAUACGUCCAGCUGGUGUAAUUUAUAUGCUCUGGUCGCAGACGAGCACUUGGCGAUUUCCUUGUACUGGCUUGUUAUUUGCCCCACUAAUCGCUGUCUAGGCCUCCGCUUCUGGUGGACUCAAAUCUAAUUAAAGGCAGACGCGUCUCGCCCGACGACCCAUCCAGAUCACGUGGCUGACCCGCUCGCCUGUCGAUACAACAAAAAUGAAAUAAAUAUAAAAAAACAAAAAAGAAAAAAGAAAAAAAGCCCCGCAGUUGAUUAGAAUAUUGUAUACAAUGGCAGAUAUAUUAAAUAUAUAACCGGUGAUUUAGAUGGUAUCAGCAUUAGCAAGGGUGCAACAAGCAACCACCGGCCAUAAAUAAAUCCAGCAACAAUAAAUGGAAAUAGUAACCAAAAAAAAAUAAUAAUAAUAAAAAUGUGGAAUCUGUCCGGCUGAAAUUAACUAAUCAGUAGGGAAAAUUUACAGCGACCGUAUACGACUCGAGUUAGUCAAGUUGAGACGCGAGAUUUGAGUGAAGGCAAGGCCUUUAAGUGGAGCAUUUAAUUGACAAGUGGUAGCAGUUGGUGGACGAAUGGUUUAUAAAUGAGCCUGGCCAGUGGGAAGGUGUAAGUUGGCUGCGAAACGGAACAUGUAAUUUGGGGCUAAAGUUCAAGAGCCAUGUGCCCGAUUCAAAUGUAUGUAUCUUAAUAAAUGUACUUGAAAUACA